AUGAAUGGCAAGCUUACUGAAGAGGAUAACGGGCCCCAGAUCUCCUUCGACGUGGUUGGGGCAACCGGGAACCUGUAUAAGGUCGUCGUUGGGCAGGUGCCAACGUGCACCUGUCCGGAUCUUCGGUUUAGACGUGUGCCGUGCAAGCACAUCUGCUACGCUCUUGUCCAUGCUCUGAAGGCCCCGACGAACCUGCAAUACCAGCUAGCCUUCCUGUCCUCGAUUCGUGAGAUUUGGGAAGGAUCUCCUCUGUGCCGCAUUCAGUCCUGUGUUGUUGAGGACAACGAAGGCAACCGGAAGCCUGUUGAGGGUGACUGUCCCAUUUGUUUCAUGGAAUUCGAAACCGACCCGGAAAAGAAGGAGGAGAUCAUCUGGUGUCAAGCAUCAUGUGGAAACAACGUUCACAAGAAGUGUUUCGCGGACUGGGCAAAGACAACCCGCAACUCCGGUGUUCGUUGUGUGUACUGCCGUGCUUCAUGGAAAUAUAACCAGACUGCCGAGGAUGAAUAUGACAUUGAAACCCUCCGCAUCAGUGGUCGCCGGGGCCGAGAUGGCUACAUCAAUGUGGGGGCACAAUUCGGAAUGCCCGAACGACGCGGUACGAGACCAUCUCUGUAUUCAGACAUUCCUUCCAUUAUUCGUGUAAGCUGGUGCUAG
Molecule: messenger RNA, 657 nt
Organism: Penicillium malachiteum
Lineage: Eukaryota; Fungi; Ascomycota; Eurotiomycetes; Eurotiales; Aspergillaceae
Exons: 4
Coding region: 1-657 (218 amino acids)
Molecular function (GO): zinc ion binding; ubiquitin protein ligase activity
Source: RefSeq, a predicted model, not a curated record